Acanthaster planci (crown-of-thorns starfish) is the source of this 7210-nucleotide messenger RNA. RefSeq names its product bone morphogenetic protein receptor type-1B-like. Gene Ontology annotation, cellular component: plasma membrane; signaling receptor complex. Gene Ontology annotation, molecular function: ATP binding; transmembrane receptor protein serine/threonine kinase activity; metal ion binding. NCBI's taxonomy places the organism in Eukaryota, Metazoa, Echinodermata, Asteroidea, Valvatida, Acanthasteridae. Gene Ontology annotation, biological process: protein phosphorylation; cellular response to growth factor stimulus; cell surface receptor protein serine/threonine kinase signaling pathway. The record is from RefSeq and is a predicted model, not a curated record.
UUGAAUGGAUUGAUUGCACGGAGUGUAUUGACAAUCAACCUUGCAUAGCGCGCACUACAUUCACACACCAUUAUCAAAAUGGCGACUUGGAUAGGACUAUAUCGCACGAACAACUACUGGAAUUUCACUGUUUUAUCCACAUUUUUGAGUCUGCUGUUCGCCGUUGUCACAGUACUAGCCGAGGAAGGGAUGAAGUGUUAUUGUAGUGAGCACUGUCCUGAAGAUGCUCCCAACAACACAUGCGUCCUCCGACCGGGUGGCUGGUGCUUCUCACAGAUACAAACCGGGGAGGAUGGAAUCAUCCACGAAGGAGCCAUAACGUCACACGGUUGUCUACCGCCUAUCGAUGAUGGCGGUCAGUUCCUUUGCAAGGCCAAGAAGCACACCAUUCCCCGCAUCAUGCUGUGCUGCAACGACAGGCCCAUGUGUAACGUGGACCUCAGCCCCACGCUUCAACCCACAACGACGACACAUGUUCCAGUUGAGACUCUGGAUCAGUACGAGUACGACACAGCUCAUCAAAUUGUACUUCUCAUCUCAGUAACAGUCUGCGCAGUCCUAUUCAUUCUAACAAGUACCUUCCUCUAUGUCAGAUUAAAAAAGAGAGAAGCUAGGAGAAGAUAUGACGUGGAGGUGAGCCGAACACGGCAAAAUGAGCCCUACCUCACCAACGGCGACACACUCAGUGAGCUUCUGAACCGGGCCUCAGAAUCCGGCAGCGGCUCUGGGCUUCCACUGCUCGUCCAGCGCACCAUAGCCAAGCAGGUGCAGUUAAUACGCUGCGUCGGACAGGGGCGCUUCGGCGAGGUGUGGAAGGCCAAGUGGCGAGGGGAGCAUGUGGCAGUCAAGAUCUACCUUACGGAAGAGGAGUCCAGCUGGUUCAGGGAGACAGAGAUUUAUCAGACAGUGCUCAUGAGGCACGAAAACAUUUUGGGUUUCAUCGCGGCCGAUAUCAGAGGGUCAGGUUCCUGGACCCAACUCUUCUUGAUAACCGAGUACCACGAGCACGGCGCACUCUUCAACUACCUGCGCUACAACAUCCUGGACACGAAGGCAAUGCUCCGGUUGGCCCACUCGGCGGCCAACGGCCUGGCCCACCUCCACUCUGAGAUCUGCGGCAUGCAGGGGAAGCCGGCCAUUGCGCACCGCGACAUCCACAGCCGCAACAUUCUGGUCAAGGCCAAUGGAGCCUGUGCCAUUGGUGACAUGUCACGGGCAGCCAGGUUUUUAAGUGAGAGCAACGAGGUUGACUUACCGACCAAAUGCAGAGCGGGCAACAAGCGGUAUAUGGCGCCCGAGGCACUGGACAGCACAUUGAAUACAAAUGCCUUUGAAUCGUACAAGAAUGCCGACGUCUACUCCUUUGGUCUCGUCCUUUGGGAAAUUGCAAGGAGAUGCGUAACGAGAGGAAUAGUUGAAGAUGCCCAGGUGCCGUACUUCGACUUUGUCCCCAGCUCCAACCCAACCUAUGAGGAAAUGCAGAAGGUUGUCAUUCAGGAGAGAAGAAGACCAGACAUUCCAAACAGGUGGAGUGGUGACGACAGCCUUCUUUCAAUAGCAAGAGUCAUGACGCAGUGUUGGCACCCCAACCCAGCUGCCCGCCUCACCAUGCUGCGAGUCAAGAAGACGUUAGCCAAGAUGCAAGAGGAAGACUUCAAGGUGUAACACACCCAGAGUUGUAUAUAUCUCUUCCCCCUCCCCCCCCUCUUCCCACCCACCUCUUCUCAAAGCAGUGGCUCUCACAGCCCCUCCAGUGACCCGGUGCAUCCGUGAAAUAAAAACAAAGAUACUUCUGGGGUGUUCAAUUUUUUAACCGCUUUGCGUGUUGGGACAAACUAGCUGUGGACUCGGGCGUGGCUGACUGGUUUGAAGCGUCAAGUGCAAAUGGGCUCCCCUCUGGUUGACGUUAAAACACGCUGCGUGCCCUAUUUGUUUUGCCCGAGCACACAAAGGCGGAAAAGUCUGCAGAGGCAGACUCAGUGUUGAACUGGAACUUGGCUGCUGCUUAUGGCCUGUUGUAACAAGUAUCAUUCUAUGGGCACACCCAGGAGUGUUGGAUAAAGUGGGGUUGCAGUGAGUAACGUCAUAUAAAUAUUCUUCAAAGGACUCUUUGCGAAUCAGUAUUAGUGACGUUUGGCGUCUUUUGAAUGGCGCCCUCUAUCGGUCAUGCAUAAGGGUCACCUGGGUUCACACCCGGAGAGCCAUUGCUUUGCAUUUUGUUUUUGUACGCACUGCCCUCCCGUAUUGAAACUUACAUGUAAUUGUGCAUAGCACAGUGGGACAAGUAGAUUCAUUUUUGAAUUGUUUUGGUUGACAAAUUCUCUCAGCCCUCGGAGCAUUUUUUUCGUCUCGCAGAAACGGGUACUUUGGGUUUGUUUUCCACCAUCUUAAUGAUUUAAUUUCUCCAGGAAAAAAAAGACACUUAUCCUUCGUUUCUUUCUGUACAUGGGAGAAUUUGUCAACCUGUUUUAAGUUGUUGCCUUGAGUGUGAGUACUUCAUGAAACAGUCACUGAGGGGAUUAUAAUUUGGUAUUUAUGCAGACGAAUGUCCCUGUGACUGUUUCAUGAAUGUUUUUAUUCCCAUUAGAAAAAGGCAAGCUCUCUACUUAGUUGUACUUAAGCCAGCUUGACUCAGACAUUGUAGAUAUGAAUUAAAAGUCAGAGAGUCACAUUUACUUUUCACAUAUUCACAGACCAUGUAUUAUGGGAAAGAUGCAGAGAAUGUGAAUAUUCAUUAUUACUUAAAAGUAUUCAAGUUAGUGUGUUUGCCAAAUUAUUAAGCUCCCUGCGUCUUUCCCAUUACGCAUAAAGGUCCUCCAUAGCAACAAAUUUACUUUUCAAGCUUCUGCUUUCUGUGAAAAUGACUGCUCCGUGUACAGCGCCGAAGUUCCUCCAAGCUGAUCUUAAAACCGAAAAAAAGUAUAUUGCAUUAUCCCCCCCAGACUCAUAUGUGUCCCAUUUGCACAAAAGAACACUGCUGAAAUUAUUUGUCAAAUUGUUCUCUGAUUAUGCAACUGGUGCUUGCUCAGUUUUCUUUCCUCAAGCCUUGCAAGAGAACUAUCGCUCUGUCCCCCGCCGCCACAUUUCUCUCUCGUUUUGCCUCGGCUCUGAGUUGUUGCUGUCCUUGCCAAAUCCCCUUCCGUUGCUUCCUCAGGACUGACACUGGAGGUAGUUUUUGUUUGUUUGCAUUUGACAAUAACAAGGUUGAUUGGGAAAUUGUGUUAAAUCCCCCUGGGUUAGGCCCUCCUGUUGGAGGUUGGUUUUUAAUCACAUGAAAGCACUCGCAUUUUGUUCUAGCUGAAAUACCUCCCGAAAAAAAUUUCGUCAGCAAACCAAGUAUUAAUUUUCCUCCUCCUGUUUAUUUUCAUGUAUUUAUUGCUAUUACUUUUGAUAACUUGUGGAGCUCUGACUCAAUCCUUUUUCCAAGUUCUGGAGAAACUCGUUCGGUGCAGUAAGAAUCAAGCCUGCUUAUCAGAGCUUUGCUGAGCAUUUUUGAUUAAGGAGGUACAUGAGUCACAGCGUGAGACUCAUGUAGCGAGGAAUGUAUAGAUACUCACAAGAGUACGAGCCCCAGGGCUUGGGUUUGAGUCCUUUGGCAAAUAUGUCUGCAUUUCCAGCUUACUUGUAUCCAAAUACUCAUUCUUAUCCAUGAACAGCUUGAAAGUUCAAACCAUAGGGUUUUCCUUUCAGGCUGACGUUUCUUUCCUUUUUUUUUUACAGUAAGGCCACAGCUCUGAUAAACUGCUGAGCUGCCCAUGUUAUAGAUUCAUGCGAACACUGCCAGUAAUCUCUGUGUGUAUUUCCUGUUUCUUUUCACGCUCUUCAUUUACACCACAGACAUCAUCUCGGUAUCAACAUACAGAACUUAAACAUUGCGGUCAUUUGCCAGAACUUUUUGCCACAGCCAGUUGCAUUGUUUUUCCAUGAGCCAAAGUCCUCAGUUACUGCAAUCAAGUCCUACAUUAGUCCCCUUACCAGAAAGGCAGGCCUAGUGUCCUAAGUGUUCGGUCCAAAUUCAGAAGUGAUCAGAAGAUGAAGUUAGUAAUACUUUUAUACUGCAUGAUAGUGUUUAACCAAGUCUUAAAAUAAAAAAGACUUAUUUAGUGACCUGUCAUCGGUGAUAUUUUCUACGUCGCUGCCGUUGAACUCAGUGCCAAAGUGGGGAAACUUUUUCAGUGUAAACAAAAAGUUGUCUGAAUAGUAGGGUCCCAAAAAUAAACAUUUUUAUCAUCUACAGGUUCAGAAAACAUAACAAAUCAAUCACUGUUGAAUUUUCAUCUAUUCUCUGCGGUAUAGAUGGGUGCAUGCACAAGUGUGCCCUCACUGGUGAUUUAGGGAGAGGCUGGACCCGCAGUUGAAUGGUCGUUGCGGUCAGGGCAUGUCAUGUACUCAGACCUUUCACACAGGCUUCAAGGGGUACGGCCAUAGUUCAGGCCCAAAUCGGUUGCGCAUGCUGCAUUGCUCCAAGGGAAUAUUAUGGACCAUUAGGAAUGGUACGCGCACAUGAUUUGCAUGCUGCUCCUAAAAAACUAGUUGGUUAACAUCCUAGCUUUGUGUGGUUAAUUCAUCUCACAUACUGUAAGCGAUAUUCAUUUCACAUCACUGCGCUCGCGAGUAACACUCAUGAGUUUUUCCAUUGUAACUGCCCAUUUUUUUUUGCGAGCUGCGUCCUGCAUCUGUACCAUUUCUGAUGGGUCCCUAUUGUUGCAUGUUACCAACGCAUCCUUUCUCAUUCGCACUUCCAAACCAAAGCCAAGUCUCCAGAUCCCUGAUUCCUCUAUCUUGUUGCCUGCUGGGUACGUGCGCAUUUAUGCAUACCAGUCUUACCAGAUUUUGAAACCGUCUGAAAAGUGAACAUUUCGUUCUUGUCAUGGGGCCUUGUGUACGUAGCCUCCUAUCAAGUUCCGCCUAGUGUAUCACAUGCGUUUUGCAAAACUGAUUCCCAGACUUUUUGCUCUGGUUACAGCCUGUACUUUGUGGUUACUGUUUUACUUCUGUUAUCCUGUGUAGUUUCAGAAAGACCUUGAAGCCUUUGUCAGCUGACUGUGUCCAAUCAGAAAUAUUGUUAUAUCUGAAUAUUGCACCGGCCAUGACACAGCACCAUGUAUUGUUUGAAGAAACCAGUUGGUCGCGUGCUUGAAAGCCAACAAUGUCAACUCACAAAAAAUCCCCCACAGUUCUAGCGUUAUUAUAAAGCAAGGUUUAGUUACUAUUUUUUUUAAUAAUCAGAUGACCUUCAAUGUUCAACAAAACAGUUCCGUUUCGUUGAGCCAAUUACCAUAUGCAUAUGGUGUCGUUCUUACCUCCUAGUUAUAUACCAUGGUUGUACAUGUAUUACUAAACGACAGAGUUAACAAGUGUUGUAAAUACCAGACACAGCUUACUGAAACACUGUGCCAGUUUUUAUACAAAUAAAUAUUACAAGUGUAUAUCCCUCAAUUGUAAACAAAAUUAACUUAUUGUGAAACGGUACAUGGAUUUUUUUAAACAGUGUACCUGUAUUAUUCGUAUUUUUUUCUACAGCUGUCUGUCCCACUGUAAAUGAGUGUAAAUGAGAGGGGAAAAGACAGAACUUUGUACUUCAAUUUGAAAUGUUUUGUAUGAGAGUGAUAGCGAGCGGUCACAUUGUAUACAGUUCAGAGGUAGGGCUUGUUCGUCAUGAGACGCAUCUUUUUUGUUCCCUUCUUCCAACGAUGUCUGUAAUGAUUUUGUACUUCCUCUCUCUGUCUAUGGAGACUGGAGAAUUGUUGUACACGGUGCUGUACGUGUUCGGGGUCAGUUUGAUUGAGCUUUGAAGCAGAAAUCGGUGGUCAGGAACGUUUCAUCGGGCCUCCCAAACCUCGCUUCGUAUCCCUCUUUGGGCUUCUGUUGAGUGAGUUGAAUACACCGACUCAAUGCAAUGUCAUUUUGGUCUUCCCCAGAAGCAUCAGAUUGCCUAAAACAAGACCCGAGUUCAGAGUAUUUUUAUUUGCUUCCAAGCGCUUGUGAGAGAAAAUAAAAAGCUUGAGUCGAAUAGCCUUUGUAAAAACACGAACAAGCUGGGAUCAGUCACCGAAUGUGUUCAUCUCAUUGGCGUCAGGGCCGGUGUGCUGUUCAGUUCAACUUAAAAGUAAAAAUGUAAUUUGGGGUCAGUUGCUGAGGUCUGGCUUUGAUUUUGUUUUCUUGGCUCCAAACUUUGUUCGAACAGUUUCUGCUUUGAAGCUCAGACUUUUUCCCAAGGACCGAGACAACUAUAUAUUUUCUUUCUUUAUAUCCUAAAAAAAGUCAGUGUCUGCACGUGAUUGUUACAGACGAAUCAUGUGUUCUUGCCGCAUCCAGGUUCGACUUACUUGCUUCAUUAGCCGUAACUUUGACUUAAGCGAAGGGUUCUAUACCAAGGAUUUUGUGCAACUCGGGCCGGUACUCUUUGAAUGGGGGUUCCGUUCAUGAACAGUAGAUCAGCUUCUAGUUUUUGUAUGGGCGAAAUAACCAGUUCAGAAAUUCAGAUUAUAACUUUCCGGGGGAAGUGCUUCUGAUCCCAUUAACUCCAUUCAUAUUUUUCUUUAAGCCACUGUUGUGAAAUCAUCCACGCGUCUCGUAUUGAUUGAAAAGCUGUGACAGCCUUAUUUAAUUAUCGAUACUAGUAUCGAUAUAUCUGAAGCGUCAUGUCUGAAGUAUCAGAAGUGCUUCACAUCUGAAGUGCAUCAUGGAAGUUACAGUCGAGUGCGCCUUUGAGAAAAUAAGGCCCACAAAUAUUGUAUGAACCAUGAGCAAACGUCUAGAGGAGGAUAUGUACCUUUUCCCUCUGGAAAAUGCGUCGGUGUUUCACCAACUAAAAGUCCCGUCUGGAUCGCUGCUAUAGGUCAUAGUUUGAACGAGGCCGUACACUCUUUCAAUUUGUUCUUCAAGUGAACUAAUGUAAAGAGGUUUUCUAUUUCUGCCGUCUGUUAAAUUCACCGUCUCCCAAGUGUUAUUACUUUGAUUUUUUUUUUUGCCGUGAGCAUUAUUAGAGUUCCUAGAUUUCUGUAGUCAACCUCAAAAAAUUCGCAGAUCUUAUAGAAAGUGAUUGUAUGUUUGUGAUGAAAAUCCGAAUAAUUGAUUUAUUGAAUACCACUGUAAAUAACUCACGAAUUACUUACAAACGGUAGACUCUAGGCUGAAAAUUUUAAAACAGUAACUACUUUGUUAAUAAUAACAAUGUUUUCAAUAAAAUGUGUACAUAGUUCUACAA